Molecule: messenger RNA, 1934 nt
Organism: Nannospalax galili (Upper Galilee mountains blind mole rat)
Lineage: Eukaryota; Metazoa; Chordata; Mammalia; Rodentia; Spalacidae
Gene: Itpripl1
Product: ITPRIP like 1
Exons: 2
Coding region: 221-1867 (548 amino acids)
Cellular component (GO): membrane
Source: RefSeq, a predicted model, not a curated record
CCCCCCCGCACCGCGUGGUAGGGAGUCGCGGGAACCACCGCCCGCAGGCUUGUAGACCACCGGACAAACAUGGUCUGUACCUAUCGAGAGGGCGUCGGGACCAGUGGUCCCGGGAAUGACCUGGGAUCUCCCUGCUCGCCAGGAAGAGGGCAGGGGCGGCCAGGACACACUGUCUCUUUAAAACCACGUUCCUGCUGACACUGAUGAUGCAGAGGCCUCCAUGGCUGUGAUAAGCCUGCUAUUCUUGGCAGUGAUGUAUGUUGUUCACCACCCCCUGAUGGUCAGUGACCGGAUGGACCUGGAAACACUAGCCAGGAGUCGGCAGCUGGAGAAGCGACUGAGUGAGGAGAUGCGGCAGUUAGAGAUAGAGUUUGAAGAGAGGAGGCGAGCAGCAGAACAGAAGCAGAAGGCAGAGAACUUCUGGAGAGGAGACACAUCCAGUGACCAAUUAGUGUUGGGAGAGAAAGACAUGGGGUGGCCAUUCCAUGCCAGUAACCAAGACGGGGGCCCUCUGGGCUGGAUGCUGGGAAACCUGUGGAAUGCUGGCCUCUUUUGCCUUUUUCUCAUCUUUGAGCUCCUGCGACAGAAUAUGCAGCAUGAGCCAGCCUUUGACUCCAGCAGUGAUGAGGAAGAGGAAGAAGUCCGUGUUGUGCCUGUCAGCUCUCACAACUGGCUCACUGACUUCCCUUCCCAGGAGGCCCUGGAAUCCUUUUACAAGCAUUAUAUCCAAAAUGCCAUCCGUGACCUGCCCUGUACCUGUGAGUUCGUGGAGAGCUUUGUGGAUGAUCUCAUUGAGGCCUGUCGGGUGCUCAGCCGCCGGGAGGCUCACCCACAGCUAGAGGACUGCCUGGGGCUCGGGGCUGCCUUUGAGAAGUGGGGGACCCUCCAUGAGACUCAGAAAUUUGAUGUCCUGGUGCCCAUUGUUCCUCCACAGGGCACUAUGUUUAUCUUGGAGAUGAGGGAUCCAGCCCUGGGCCACCGCUGUGGCUGUGUGCGGGUGGACUCUGAAUGCAUGUGCAAACAUGAGAAGCUUCUGGGUGAUGUGCUGUGCCUGGUGCACAACCACAGGGACCACUUGGCCCUCGUGGGCAAGUGCACCAGCUCUAUCAAGGCAGCUCUCUGCACCGGCUUGCACCUGGAUGUGUGUAAGACUGUGCAGUGGUUUCGGAACAUGGUGGGCAAUGCCUGGGCCCUGGUGGCCCACAAGUAUGACUUUAAGCUCAGUCUGCCACCAUCUACCACCUCCUGUACCCUCAGGCUGGAUUACCGCUCAGGCCGCUUUUUGUCAAUCAGCUUGGUUCUAGGGGUGCAGCGGGAAGAUACUUUGGUCUACCUGGUGAGUCAGGCCCCUGAGUUAGAGCAGCUCACCAGCGUGGACUGGCCCGAGUCCUUUGCAGCUUGUGAACACUUGUUCCUGAAGCUGGUAGGGCGCUUUGCCCCUGAGAACACCUGUCACCUCAAAUGCCUCCAGAUCAUUUUGAGUCUCCAGGACCACCAGACCUUACCCCCUGGGGCAUCUCGUCCCAUCCUCACCUCCUACCACUUCAAGACAGCCCUCAUGCACCUGUUGCUACGGCUGCCUCUAACAGACUGGCACCACAAUAUGCUUUCUCAGAGGCUCCAGGACCUUCUCUGGUUCUUGGGCCGUGGCCUCCAGCAAAGAUCUCUCCAUCAUUUCCUCAUUGGUAACACCUUCCUGCCCCUGACCAUUCCAAUUCCUAAGACAUUUCGGGAUGCUGAGCCUAUCAAUCUUUUCCAACACCUGGUGCUAAAUCCUGUGGCACACUCACAGGCAGUGGAGGAAUUCCAAAACCUUCUGACCCAGGUGAAAACUCUGCCUUAUUCCCCAUUGGCUGGAGCAUCUUAAUACAAAGACCAUUAAACAAAACGAAACAAAACCAAAAUGGGAGAAGGUAUUUCUGAUUGCUCAGGCU